Haliotis rufescens (red abalone) is the source of this 1346-nucleotide messenger RNA. RefSeq lists its product as uncharacterized. The record is from RefSeq and is a predicted model, not a curated record. Bases 101 to 1162 code for a protein of 353 amino acids. Lineage: Eukaryota; Metazoa; Mollusca; Gastropoda; Lepetellida; Haliotidae. The transcript has a single exon.
CAUUCAUGUCAAGCUCGUCAUGUAUUGGUAUCACACGUAAUUAAUGAUGCUGAAAACAGGUGUAUAUAGAAUUAAUAAUCACACUUAAUUAAGUUUGUCAAUGUUUUUUUUUGUUUUUAUUUUACAGAACAUCGCCAUGCAAUCCAAGAAGUCUCUCAUCUGUUUAGCAUUCCUAUGCUUAUGCAGUGCAUACCUCUUUUAUUGUAAACUGAAGAGGGAUUUCAGAAUGGAUUUGACAAGGACUUCACAAAUUGCAUCAGAAAAUAAUCACGAUAAUGCAGAGUAUAAAGCGAGAUUUGUUACAAAAGAUUUGACAAGAAAUGUCACAAGAGAUGCUUCAAAACCAGAAAACACAAAAAAUAGUGUAAAGUAUGAAACGCGAAAUCUUGUUACAGGAAAUACAAGAAAUGCUCCAAGACUCCAAAACAUAAAACAAGGAAAGGAUGGGUGUUGGGUCAGCAGAAAAAGUAACGGAGCCAGUAGUUAUACGGAGACAGAGAGACGAGCAAAAGAUCUAUUUUUUGAAAGGUUAUCACGGGAAGAGAGAGAGAAAUUUAGGGACCUCAUUAAAACCUUCAGUGAACGUGUGCCCUCUAACAUCACCUACUUCAUCUAUGGAGGAGCUUUACUGGGUUCCUACUCCCAUCACGGCAUUAUUCCCUGGGACGACGACGUGGACAUCAUUGUGAGGGAGAGUGACAAACCCGCAUUGUUGACAUUCCUGCAGUCGCUCCCACCAGAGUAUGAAGUCAACGCUUCAGUGAAAAUAAGCUGGAAAUUGUCUCACGCAAAUUCUCUCAUGGCUGGUGGCAAGAGCUGGAAAUAUCCAUUCCUCGAUAUAUUUUUUUACUCUGAACACAAUUCAUACAUACAAGAUUGUAAAAUUCGGGAAAAGAUAUACAAGAAGAGUGACGUGUUUCCCUUGAUAACACGGCCCUUCAUGGGCAUGAUGCUGCCCGCUCCAAGGAACACCCGCAAAGUGCUGGAACUGGUCUACACGAUUGAUAUGUGUGUGUCGAAUUUGUAUGAUCACAAACGGGAAGAGGAAGUGCCAUUGGAAUGUAGGGCAAGAAUUCCUUGUUUUCUUCUGAAAGACAUGUUUCCUUUUGUAACCAGAAUGAUAUCAAAUAACAAAACUAUUGAAGUGUUGGAAAAUAACUAAAACAUUCCGUAACACCUGGCAUUAUUCUGGCGUAUAUUACUUACAUACAUGUCUACCAUACUUGUAUCAGUGGAAAAUUGAUGUUUUUUCAUGAUCUGGGUAGGUCUCGACUUUUCGUUUGAUGAAAAAGUUUAUUAAUGUCCUUUUAAUUUUUCAUGCAUGCUAUAUUAGAUAUCUCUGCUCU